CUCAUAUUCGUGGCCGGUCUUGGUGGUCAUUACCUGGAGACAUGGAAACACAAAGAUGAAUAUGGCAAAGUAACAAUAUGGCCUCGCGAUCUUCUUGGCUUAAAGCAUUGCGGUGUUGAGAACGUACGAGUCUGGUCUUUCCACUAUAACACCACCCUACGAGGCGCCUCAGAUGCCACCAAGGUCACUGACCAUGCCCACGAGCUUCUCGACCUGCUCAUGAUGAAGCUCACCGGGGACUUGUUUCCUGUACCAGGGCCGGACGGUCGAUGGGAAUUCCAACUGAACCCCAUCAUAUUUGUGGGACACAGUCUUGGAGGCAUGUUGAUCAAACGGGCCAUGCUUUUGGCGAAUACCAGACCCAAUUAUCAUAUGUUCUUUGCAGUUCCGCAUCACGGUCUUGACAGGCAGGAUUGGAAAAAGUAUCUGAAAUUGGUCUUGAACAUCAAUUCUCCGCUCCGUGGCUUGACGCCAUCAUCGAGAAUGGAGGCGCAGGCAAUACAGAAUAGCGGCGUCCUCGCCGACAUUACUGACGAGUUCAGGAGGCUCCAAGAGUACCUGUUCUUUGUCAACUACGUCGAGGGCAAGGUGAUGCCAGAUUUGGAUGCACCGCUGGUCGAUGAAGGGCGCGGGUGGAUGGACGCCCCCCGGAAACUGCAGAUCAAGCUCGAAGGCCACCACCUGGACCUUUGCAGAUUCGCUGAGCCGAAUCCAAAUGUGCAAAAGAAAGGGGGCUUCCAGCUCGUGGUGUCGCACUUGAAGCACCUGAUGGGCGUGACCAAAGCACUGGAACACAUUGGUGAUGAUGCAAGGAGGGCUCUCGAAUCACUCUGCCCAACGGGCUUUCAUGGCUAUUUCAUGGCAAAACAAGCUACCACGGGGACCUGCGGAUGGAUCUCGGAACGAAAAGAAUUCCAAGACUGGGUUGAAGAUGACAAAGAGAGCCGAAUGCUUUGGAUUCAGGGUCCACCAGCGUCAGGAAAGAGCUUUCUCGCCCGCCACAUCAUCACAGAUCUGAUCCCUUCAUCGACAACACAGAAGGUCGCCCAUUGCUUCCUCGACGAGUCGGUCGCUGGACGCAGGACUUUGGUUGAUCUGCUGCGCGCGACUCUCCACCACGCCCUCCGCAUCGAACCAGAGCUGAUUCAACAUUAUCUGGUCCCGCCGUACCUGGAGGCGCAACGACACAGCAAGACGUCCAAUAACCCCCUCUCAGACGACAGCAUUUGGACCCUGGAAGUUCUGGUUCCACUGUGGCCGGAGGUGGUGUCCAAGGUAACCGCCCGCGACAUUCUUACUGUCGUAGUCGACGGUUUUGAUGAAAUGUCACGCGAUUGCCAGGACGGUUUCUUCAGUUGCAUUGAUGAUUUCACGGCUAAGGCCGAGUCACAGGAACAACGAGAGCGUCUCAAAGUCCUUUUGAUUUCACGUGAGGACGGUAAACUCAAGGAACGGAAAGACUUUCAACACUAUUUCAUAACCACGGAAGACAUCCGAGAGGAUGUUCAGAAGACGGUGAUGGCGGCUCUGACAAACAUCGACAACUGGGACGGUCCUGAAAUGGACAUGGUUCAACGACGUCUCAAUUCGCUAGAUACAGCUCAGGUGAAAAAGAUAUGUGAUAUCGUUGUGGAGAGCUCAAACGGUGAUCAUCAUUUGGCAAAUCUAAAAGCCCAGGAGUUGUUCGGUUCUUUGGUUAUUGAGCCCAUCAGCACGACAGCAGCCCUAGCGAAAGAGCUACCCAACGACACUGCCAGCAUGUACGACCGGGUCUUGAGGCGGGCACAGCGAAAUACGACCUACCAACCUUUUCUCAAACACAUUCUGCGAUGGGCGGCGUUUCAGAUUGAACCUCUCAAGGAGGCCGAGGUAAACACGGCAGUAGCUCUCAGCAUGGCGCAAGAUCAAGUGUCCCAGCGGCGAGUGACCACAUUAGAAUUGGAGAGUUUGCGAAACCUAGUAGGCAGUACAAGGGCCAUGGUCCAGCAACAUGGACGACGGCUUGUCGAGGUGAAGGAAGGUGUUCUCCAGCCCGUCAAUCAGACACUGAAGAGUUGUCUCACGAAACCUAGGAAUGAUCAGUCCCUUCAUCUAGAGGAAAUGUCUUCUCAUGCCGCGCUCGCCAAGAUUUGCAUCGAGUACCUCACGAUGCCAUACUUUGCAGACUCUCGGCAGCCCACAGCAAGCUCUCUUGAGGACAAGGUCAAGAAGAGGAUCGAAGAGCACCCCUUUAGUUGUUAUGCUGCUCCCCACUGGGAUGAUCACGUUGCAGCAGCUGGGUCUGUAUGGGGUGAAGCUGACAGUCAUAUCGUUCAAGUUCAACAGCUUCUUCGGGACGAGACAACCCACUAUGGGAUAUCCUGCGCAGAAGUCCGUUGGUAUUUGAAGAGAAGAACCAUGGACGAAUUUCCUCUUUCUUACCGGGGCGCCUUGGACGAGGCUCCAACGGCGGCCUCCACGCCACUGUCAGUCGUGGAUUCACCCCCCCUCACGGAGUCACCAGACACGGUCUUCGAAAGUUCUGGAGACGUUGCAGCCACCGGAAUUACGAUUAGGUCGCUGAACCGGGAGCACGAGGUCAAGCAAGACGACCCUACCCCGGCUGGACGUAUCAACCAUGCUGGGCCUGCCGUCCGUGAUCAGGAUGCCGUAUCAGGGGUCGGUCAUCCGCGGGGGCCCCUUGACGUUGACACGAAUUUCCAGAACUUGGUUGCUUUGUCCCACGGACCAAUUCAAAGUCUAAAUCAACUUGAAAGAAAGGGGGCCGGCGAGGCAGCAAAAAGUCCCAUUGCAGUUCAACGCCAUCCAGAGCGAACCGCUGCACUUGAAAGGCACGAUCAGCCACCUGAACGAUCGGCUCUAUCAGGAACAACGCUGCCUCUGCGUUAUGUGGAACGACGUAAGACUCGUAGUCUGCGAGAUGUUGACCCCCUCGAACUGCUGCAACCAAAGGAGGCCACAGGCAUUGUGGAUUCCCUGAGAAAAGCCGACAAAGAUCCCGUCAGCGUGGGGGAGCAGUCCAUGCUAAAUGCAAGUGUGAAUCCUCCAGUUCCUCAGCCGACAACUGCCGCCCAGUUCAGCAAUCACAGGCCUAGUCAAAAUGCGCCCACACGGCCCACCGACCGCGGUGUUUCUAACAUCGCAGGGCAAAGCCAAACCAGAAGGGACCGCGAACACAGGAGCUUCUACGACAGACUUCAACAAGAUCCAAAUCUGAUGGACGUCGUACCACCACCACCUGACCUAGAUCUGGAACGGAGAACAAUGAAUGCCAUGCUAAACACUAAUACACCAUCCCAACAACCUGCUCCACCGACGGUCAGCCUUCUUCCUAACAUUGUACCUGUAUCACCGCAGCAAUCUCCCAAAAGACAAAGCGUUGAUCCCGCACCACUUGAGCCUCGCUCAAACGCUUCUAGAAGAUCGGAGGAAACGACUUCAAACCCCGCACACGCCAGCACAAAGAAACCAACAGAAGCACGCAAAUCCGAAGAACCUGUCAGCCAUCGUGCUGCUGCUGUCAGACCGCCAUCAACUAAUAGACUUCCACCAGCGGCAGUCCCUACUUACCCCAAUCUGUCCCCAACUACCUAUACAGCAGAUAACAGAGAUACACGUUUCAGGAAUGAACCACAACCCCAACCCGGUCUCGACUCCGCACAAUUUCCCUACCUGCAUGAUGAUGACCAGUCUCAAGAUGGGUCAGAACGCAGCGAGUCAGUGGCUGGGGGUGAUACACCGGCACAAAAGGCAAAGCGAGGCCUGCUUAGAAGAGCGCUGCACAAGACAGCCAAGAGAGUGGAUGAGGCGAGCAAGAGAAUUGGUAUGACCUCCGCAUUUGUUUUCAUGGCUGGAGGAUGUGAUGCUGAUAUUCUUGAGGGGUUGUAG
Molecule: messenger RNA, 3888 nt
Organism: Podospora anserina S mat+
Lineage: Eukaryota; Fungi; Ascomycota; Sordariomycetes; Sordariales; Podosporaceae
Exons: 3
Source: RefSeq, a predicted model, not a curated record